Messenger RNA from Limulus polyphemus (Atlantic horseshoe crab), 2639 nucleotides. Its product is annotated as fatty acid hydroxylase domain-containing protein 2-like. Gene Ontology annotation, biological process: sterol biosynthetic process. The coding region runs from base 127 to 1029 and encodes 300 amino acids. Lineage: Eukaryota; Metazoa; Arthropoda; Merostomata; Xiphosura; Limulidae. The record is from RefSeq and is a predicted model, not a curated record. Gene Ontology annotation, molecular function: C-4 methylsterol oxidase activity; iron ion binding. The transcript has 7 exons.
UGCAGCUUACUUUGCGCGUGCUCAUAUUACUGUUGGUUUGGUUUUGUUUGCGAGAUCAAAAUCAUUUCUUGAGGAAAGUAUUUUUCAUGUUUGAUUUGGGAAGACAGCUAAAACUUUAAAUCAGUAAUGGACUUAAAGGAAGCCAGUUGUCAUUCUCUUCGUAAGGUAGUAGAAGAGCCUCAGAGUCGUAAAGCUCAGCUUGUUUCUUCAGUAAAAAGUGGUCUGUUUAUCCUUGGAACAGCACUAGUUGUAUUUGUUGCCUUCCGGAAUACACUAACUUGGCAUCUGCAGUGCUUCUGGGGAGCUUCUGGAGACUUCUGGCAAAGACAGUGGGAGAAAGUGUACGAGUUUUUUGAUGGGGAUGAGUACAAUAUGAACAUAUGGGGUUAUGUUGAACGUCUGAAAGUCAUCCAAGUAAUCAAACAGGUUCUUGUAAAUCAGUUUAUCUUUGGAAUACCUAUCUUAAUUGGUGGCCAUUACCUGAGAAAUUUAAUAGGAUAUUCCAUGGGUGUGGAACUUCCUACAUUCCAGUGGGUUCUGUUAGAGCUGAGUGUCUUUGUGCUGGUGGAAGAAGUGGCCUUUUACUACACACACAGACUACUUCACCAUCCUCGAAUCUACAAGUACAUUCAUAAACAACACCACGAGUGGACAGCUCCAAUUGCAAUAACUGCUCUUUAUUGCCACCCGGUGGAGUAUGUUUUCUCCAAUUUUUUGCCAACAUUCCUUGGAGUUCUCUUUAUGGGCAGUCACACUGCCACCUGUUGGAUGUGGCUUGCACUAGCUAUCCUCUCAACACUAAAUGCCCAUUCUGGUUACCACUUUCCUUUCUUCCCUUCACCUGAAGCUCAUGAUUUCCACCACUUAAAAUUCAACCAGAAUUAUGGAGUUCUAGGAGUCUUGGAUCGGCUGCAUGGGACAGACAUUCACUUCCGUAACAGUAGAAUCUAUGAACGCCAUAUCAUGCUUCUCAGCUUGGUCCCCCUUAAGCAGCUGUAUCCCGACAAUACUAAACAGAAAGCAUCUUAAACAUGUAACUGGCUUGUGUUAUUUUGUUAUAAAUGUAUUUGAUAUUAUAGUUUUGUUUUAUAAUAAUUGCAAGGGGCUGCUAGGAUGGCUUAUUAGAAUUAUUUUUUCUUAAUAGAAAGUUUGUUUUAUGCUAAGCUUUACUUGUUAAAUUGUUUAGCAUGGUUAUUUGAUGUGUUUUGUUCCUUUCAUGUAUUUCUAGUUCCACAGCAAAAUCUGCUUUUACAUGACAUAAAGUAGUUUGUGCUUAUGACCAGUUAAUAACAUUUAAAUAUCUAGUGUUUAGAAGUGAGGUAAUUAUUCCAGACAACAACUUAGAAAUAUAUUAAGGCUUUCCAUACAUGUUUUAAAUGUUUUGAUAGGUGUGAAAUACAAAAUCAUGUUUUUUCAAAAUGCUACAUAAAAUUGUUGGAUAAAGGAUGAUAAAGAAUAUAUUGAUACGUGUAAAUUAGAACAUUUUCUAGUUUAUUUUAUGCAAUGUUUUGAGCAGAUGCCCUUUGUCAGGAAAUAAAGAAUGUGUUACAGUGGAAUUGGGCCUAAUUGGUUACUUUCAGAGGAAAUCUUUAUUAGUUACUUCUAGAGGGAAUCUUUAUUGGUUACUUCCAUAAGGAAUCUUUAUUGGUUACUUCCAUAGGGAAUCUUUAUUGGUUACUUCCAUAGGGAAUCUUUAUUGGUUACUUCCAUAGGGAAUCUUUAUUGGUUACUUCCAUAAGGAAUCUUUAUUGGUUACUUCCAUAGGGAAUCUUUAUUGGUUACUUCCAUAGGGAAUCUUUAUUGGUUACUUCCAUAGGGAAUCUUUACUGGUUACUUUCAGAGGAAAUCUUUAUUGGUUACUUCGAGAGGAAAUCUUUAUUGGUUACUUCCAUAGGGAAUCUUUAUUGGUUACUUCCAUAGGGAAUCUUAAUUGGUUACUUCCAUAGGGAAUCUUAAUUGGUUACUUCCAUAAGGAAUCUUUAUUGGUUACUUUCAUAGGGAAUCUUUAUUGUUUUUUUCCAGAGGGAAUCUUUAUUGGUUAUUUUCAGAGGGAAUCUUUAUUGGUUUCUUUCAGAGGGAUUCUUUAUUGGAUACUUUCAGAUGAAACCUUAUUUUUUUGUUGUUUUUUUGCUAGCAUUGUAUGUGCAUGAACUGAAAUGCAACUUGGUUUUUUAAUUUAUCUGUAUGCAUUUAGCAACAACAUUUGCCUGGCUUCUGCUUUCUUUUUAUGUGAGUUAUGCAUGAGAAGUGUAUAUCCUCCAGAUGAAUAAGCAAGUGUAUGCUGGUCCUAAAAUAGGCUUCCCAAAAAUGCUCUACUUUUAUGUAAUAAAUCCUGUUUUGGUUUGAAAUAGAAUAACACUGAAAUGUUUUAAUAUUUGAGCCACAAAUUGGAAUUAUUCUUUGCCUGAUGGUUAUUAUUUUUGUAUUUUAGGACAGAAGAAUUAAUAUAAUGUCUUUAAUAUAUAUGUCAAGGAAAUUCCAAUUUUUUUAAAUUUUUUUUUGCAAAUCUAAAAACUGUACCAUCUUGUUGACACACAUGUCAAUGAUAAGCUUACUUUAAUAGGUCUACAAGUUGUUCCUCUUGUAAGGAGGUUUUGUGUGUUAACAAUAAAAUUUCUUGAUUACUUUGAAAACCUUGA